This is a messenger RNA of Octopus sinensis (East Asian common octopus), 881 nucleotides long. RefSeq names its product MATH domain and coiled-coil domain-containing protein At2g42475-like. The transcript is spliced from 2 exons. The record is from RefSeq and is a predicted model, not a curated record. Bases 194 to 709 code for a protein of 171 amino acids. NCBI's taxonomy places the organism in Eukaryota, Metazoa, Mollusca, Cephalopoda, Octopoda, Octopodidae.
AGAGAACGUGUGACCUGCUUCAUUUCCCCGGCAACACUUUCUUUAACCAAGUUCUUCACAGAGUAAACUCUGUCAGACUUCAUUCCAAUUUCACAGAUGAAGCACCGCUUCAACGUUUUCCUUGUAAGAAAUAUCCCUUGAUAAGCUACCCAAGCAAUUCACUUUGAACGAACUUUUCGCAGAGGUGGUGAAUAUGAGUCAUGAAGAUGAAUUAGGGAAGGACGAAACUAUGGUGCAGGUGAUAGAUGAAUUAAAAAGGGAGGAAAAGCAGAUAUCACAGGAGUUGAAGGAACUGAAGGAACUGGAAAAACAGAUGAAUAAAGAUCUAAAGGCAGGUAUGAGCAAGUUAGAAGAGUUGGAAAUACCCGAGCUAAAGGAACUGGAAACUCUGGAGCUGAAAGAACCUGAAGAUCUGGCGAUAGCUGAAUUGGAUGAUCUAGAAGAACUGGAAGAACUGGAAGAAAUGGAGAUACCUGAGCUGAAGGAACUGAAGGAAGAUUUAGAGGCAAGUGAGAUGAAGGAACUAGAUCUCGAAAUACCGGAGCUAAAGGAGCUGGAAGAUCUGGAGAUAAAUGAGUUGAAAGAUCUGGAUGAUCUGGAGAUACCUGAGCUGAAAGAACUGGAAGAUUUGAAGAUAAUGGAUGACACCGAACUGAAUAAAGAGAUAGAAGACUUGGAGUGUUUGAAGAAUUGGCAGCUCCACUGUUGAAAAAGAAAUGUCAAAUCUGUUUAAGUUUGCAAUGGCAGUGUUAAAGUAAUAUCUUUGGUUUCAUCCAAAGAUUGGUUUCGUCAGAAAAUAUAAUUCGGAAUGUGAAAGUAUAUUCAUUGUUCAAGAUGUAUUUCAGUCGAUAUAAAAGUUAUAAAGAUUAGAUUUGCGCAUA